CAUGUCUCGUUUGAUUUUCCACCAAACAAUAGCACGCUGGGAAACUUGAUCACAGAAUUUACGAGUUAAACCGGAUUGCCAGUUCUCUUCAGACGCCAGACUGAGUCUCUCUUCGUUGAGGUCAAUUCGAUCAGAUUGAACGACUUUUCAGCGGCAAGUCACUCGGAACUAACAUAUUUUGAGUAACGUAGACGAAGUCGACGAGCUAUGAAGUUAGCGAAGUCAAAUACAGCGUUCAUCUGGUUGGUAUUUUGUGCAGUUUCUCUACACAUGAACCUCGUUUCGUCCAAGAUCAGGAAACACUACAUCGCAGCAGUUGAAAGAAGGUGGAACUAUGCUCCGAGUGGCUACAACAACGUGAAAGGGUUGAAGCUUGACGAAGAUAGUGAUGCCGCCGUGUUCACCACAAGAGGUGCUCACACAAUAGGGAGCGUUUACAACAAGGUACUCUAUCGUGAAUACACAGAUGGUACCUACAACACGGAGAUGGACCACCCACAAUACCUCGGCUUUCUAGGGCCCAUAUUGAAGGGCGAGGAAGGAGACACGAUUGAGAUCCACUUCAAGAAUACUGCUAGUAGGAAGUUUUCGAUGCAUCCACACGGGGUCUUCUACAGGAAAGACUCUGAAGGUGCUUUAUACGAAGACAAGACCACUGGGAGCGACAAGAACGAUGAUCACGUGCCUCCUGGCGGAAGUCACAUAUACAGUUGGAAGCUAACGAAUGCUCACGCGCCAACAGACAGCGACGAUGACUGUCUCACGUGGAUCUAUCAUUCGCAUGUGUUGCCUCACAAGGACAUUAACACUGGGCUGCUAGGAAUCAUGUUGACUUGUAAGAAGGGAGCUUUAUCUGACGAUGGACCCAAAGGAGUAGACAAGGAGUUCGUUGGUCUUUUCACGGUGCUGGAUGAAAAUGAAAGUUGGCUUCUUCAGAAGAACAUCGACGAGUUUUGUAGUGAUCCUUUGGGAGUGAAAACAGAGGACGAAGAUUUUCAAGAGAGUAACAAGAUGCAUGCCAUUAACGGUUACUUCUACGGAAAUCUGCCCGGCCUGGAGAUUUGUCUGGGAGAUUCUGUCAAAUGGCACUUGGCUGGGAUUGGAAAUGAAGUGGACAUUCACACUGCUUACUUUCACGGACAGUCGUUCAUUAUCGAUGGUCAUCGCAAAGAUGUAGCUUCUCUUCUUCCAGCAACUUUCGUGACGGCAACUAUGAAGGCACUGAAUCCCGGAACGUGGAUGUUGAAUUGCCUCGUCAACGAUCAUUAUAACGCUGGUAUGUAUGCUUUGUACAACGUCACGAAGUGUGCUGGUAAGAGUGAUUACGUGCCAACGGUGCGUGGCGGGAAAACGAGGAGGUACUACAUCGCAGCAAACGAGGUACCGUGGAAUUAUGGGCCAACUGGGAUGAACAACAUGGAUGGCCAGAGUUUGACUAAGCCCGAUAGCGGCUCAGCUGUGUUCUUUGCUCAAGGUGUUGACAGAAUCGGUGGAACGUACACUAAGGCGUCCUAUGAGGAGUAUACCGACAGUACUUUUUCCGUGAAGAAGGAAAAACCGAAACAUCUCGGGUUUCUUGGGCCUGUGAUCCGGGCAGAAGUUGGUGAUGUGAUCGAGGUCGUGUUUAAGAACAAUGCAAAUCACAACUACAGUAUUCAGCCGCAUGGAGUUUUCUUCAACAAGUCAAAUGAGGGAGCCUUGUACCAAGAUAGAACAUCCGGGGCUCAAAAGGCGGACGAUAUUGUGCGACCAGGUCAGAAGUAUACUUACCGGUGGACUGUGCCCAAGGAAGUGGGUCCAAGUAUGAGUGACUCUCAGUGCAUCACGUGGUUGUACUAUUCCAGUGUGGAUCCAGUUAAAGACACUUAUUCUGGUCUUUUUGGUCCACUGCUGACUUGUAAAAACGGAUCAUUGAAGGACGACAACACACAAAAGAACAUCGACCAUGAAUUCGUGCUGCUGUUUACUGUAACCGACGAAAGCGCCUCUUGGUAUCAUGAGGAGAACAAGAAGAGAGCGAAUGAUCCUAGCAAAAUUAACGAUGAGGAUGAAGAUUACCUUGAAAGCAACCUGAUGCAUGGUAUCAAUGGAUAUCUAUACGCUAACCUUCCUGAUCUAGAAGUCUGUCUUGGGGACAAAGUGUCUUGGCACUUGAUCGGCCUCGGAAAUGAAGUAGACAUGCACACAGCUUACUUUUACGGAAAUACUUUUUCUGAAAACGGUCAGAUGAAGGAUACAGUCAGCCUCCUGCCAGGGGUGUUUUCUACACUACAAAUGACUCCUGAUAACCCAGGAGAAUGGGCGAUAGUUUGUAGGACCAACGACCACUAUUCAGCUGGCAUGCAGGCGAAAUAUAAGGUGAAACCUUGCGGUAAAGUGCCCACCACAAAGCCUCCUGGGACUGUUCGACGAUACUAUGUGGCAGCAGUUGAGGAGGAGUGGGACUACGCGCCCACUGGAAGAGACGUGUUGGAAGGAAAACCGCUGAAAGAUAGCGAAGAGGCUGCUACAUUCACUGUCAAUAGCGCCAAUCGAAUUGGUCGUAAGUACAAGAAAGUUUUAUACCGCGAAUACACCAGUGCCCAGUUUACCCGACAGAAAACGAGGACCGAGGCUGAGAAGCACCUCGGGGUACUGGGUCCCAUGUUACACGCCGAAGUUGGAGAUACAAUCGAGGUGACCUUUAAGAAUAUGGCCAGCAGGAAGUUCUCCAUGCAUCCACAUGGACUGUAUUACACGAAAAAAAACGAGGGUUCAAAUUAUGAUGAUGAGACAUCACCAGGUGACAAAAUCGACAACGCAAUUAAUCCCGGCAAAAUCUUCAUCUACAAAUGGCAAGUUCCUGAACGCGCGGGUCCUGGACCAAAUGGUCCAACCUGUGUCACAUGGGCUUAUUACUCUGACGUCGAUCCUAUAAAGGACACAAACAGUGGAUUGGUGGGACCGCUGGUCAUAUGCAAAAAGGACACGUUAACAGCAACAAAUUCCAGAAGCGAUGUAGAUCACGAGUUUGCGUUGUUGUUCACCGUCCUUGAUGAAAACGAGAGUUGGUAUUUGGACGAAAACAUUGACACAUAUUGCAAGAAUCCCGGAAACAAAGAUCAGCUCAAAGAUAACGAGGAUUUCCAGGAGAGUAACAAGAUGCACGGGGUGAAUGGUUUUGUGUUUGCCAACGCGGACGGUUUUAAGAUGUAUCAGAAUGAGAAAGUGGACUGGUACCUACUUGGUAUGGGUAACGAGGUCGACAUGCAUACAGUCCAUUUCCACGGUCAAACAUUUUUACGUAAACAUGUCGGCUAUCACCGCGAAGAUGUUUACGAUCUCUUCCCAGGAGUCUUUGCUACCGUGGAGAUGAUUCCUGAUAGUGUAGGGGUCUGGUUGCUUCAUUGUCACGUGAACGAUCACAUGGUCGGUGGAAUGCAAACGCUUUAUACUGUUUAUGACGAAUCAUUGAAACCAACAACUCCAAGCUCCAUUGAUCCAAGCGCUGGGGACCUGACUGCGGGAAGCAGUUUCCUCGUUUGUUUACUGUUGGCUGUGGUUGUCAUGAUGAUCUAAAACGAGAAGGACGACGUCGAAAAGCAAGCGGAUAGCCGCCCUAUGUGGAUCCGAGAGCAAGUAGUGAUAACCCUAGAUAGUAGAAAGUAACGAUUAAACAGAAUUAGAUGCGGUAUCACUUGCAGCCUCGAAACAGAGGUGCCUUAGACUGUAACAAGACUUUUUUGAGUUUUGAAAAAUGUGACCCUUUUUGAGCCGACAGCGGGAACUUUCGCUCAGAAAGAGGUAGCUAAAUGUGUCUAGUUUUAAAAACUAACACAAUUCUGCUCAGGCACGGUAAAACGAAGGUCCUUAAAAAAAAGGGGUGAGUUCUAAAUUCCAUUUCCUCACCCAGACUUUGCCCAUAUUAAACUUCUAGGCUUUUUUAUGUCGAUCCCAGCCCCAUUCUUUUGUUUUGUUUCCAAUUUCCAAUCCCAGUAGCCCAAAAGUCAUUCAUAGACAACUCCUGUGUUCCAUCUUGCCUUGUCAGGUCUCCCUAUUUCAAAAUAUGGCCUUUAAAAUAGUCUUUGUGUUGCAUGACUACCGUAUGGAAUUUAACAUAAAAGUCUCUGAAUUUAGUCCUCGUAGGUUGGCCAGUUUAUUGAUUUCCUGAGAAGGUCAGAAAAAAGCAAAAUAAGCUUUGUUACGAACGUCUUGAAGAGUCAGGAAUGAAAUUCAAAACUGGUUUUUAACUAGAAUUAAAAUUUUUAGCUCGUAAGCUUAAGGUAGAUGAGGUUCCUCUCAGUAUUUUUUCUAUUUUUUUUUUUUCAGUAAAAAAAGGAACUUGCUUAAAACUUGUUACUCCAUUAAAAAUAGAGAAACAAAUGCAUUGACAAGUAAUAAAAGAUAGAAGUAAUAAC
Messenger RNA from Pocillopora verrucosa, 4397 nucleotides. Its product is annotated as hephaestin-like protein. The record is from RefSeq and is a predicted model, not a curated record. Gene Ontology annotation, molecular function: oxidoreductase activity; copper ion binding. Lineage: Eukaryota; Metazoa; Cnidaria; Anthozoa; Scleractinia; Pocilloporidae.